Balaenoptera ricei (Rice's whale) is the source of this 8517-nucleotide messenger RNA. It is a transcript of the gene NFIA, whose product is annotated as nuclear factor I A. Gene Ontology annotation, cellular component: nucleus. Gene Ontology annotation, molecular function: DNA-binding transcription factor activity, RNA polymerase II-specific; RNA polymerase II cis-regulatory region sequence-specific DNA binding. The coding region runs from base 365 to 1879 and encodes 504 amino acids. The record is from RefSeq and is a predicted model, not a curated record. Gene Ontology annotation, biological process: regulation of transcription by RNA polymerase II. NCBI's taxonomy places the organism in Eukaryota, Metazoa, Chordata, Mammalia, Artiodactyla, Balaenopteridae. The transcript is spliced from 11 exons.
GCGGUGCGGUGCAGAGCGGAGGCGGAGGCGGGCGCGCGGGCAGCUCGCGGGCACCCGGCCGGCGGGCGCGGGAGCUGGAAAGGGUGCGCUAUGCCUUUAACGCCCGCGUACAGUAGACAUGUAUAGUGGAGUGUAGGGAAACUCUAGGCGGGGUUAAAGUUCAGCUCAUGGAGCGGCAAUAGCGCUGGCUGGCUGCAGUUGAGCCGAGUUGGAAAUGUGAACGCAAGAAGCAGGCUUGAUUUUUUUUUCUCCCCCCUUCUCUCUCUCUCCUCCUCUCUCCCUCUUUCUCCUUUCUCACCCGCACUCACGCACACCUCCAAACCGCACACCCAGACGCACACGCACACCCCACCGCCGGGCAGUGAUGUAUUCUCCGCUCUGUCUCACCCAGGAUGAAUUUCAUCCUUUCAUCGAAGCACUUCUGCCCCACGUCCGAGCCUUCGCCUACACAUGGUUCAACCUGCAGGCCCGAAAACGAAAAUACUUCAAAAAACAUGAAAAGCGUAUGUCAAAAGAAGAAGAGAGAGCCGUGAAGGAUGAGUUGCUAAGUGAAAAACCAGAGGUCAAGCAGAAGUGGGCAUCUCGACUUCUGGCCAAGUUGCGGAAAGAUAUCCGACCUGAGUACCGAGAGGAUUUUGUUCUUACAGUCACAGGGAAAAAGCCUCCGUGUUGUGUUCUUUCCAACCCAGACCAGAAAGGCAAGAUGCGAAGAAUUGACUGCCUCCGCCAGGCAGAUAAAGUCUGGAGGUUGGACCUUGUUAUGGUGAUUUUAUUUAAAGGUAUUCCGCUUGAAAGUACUGAUGGCGAGCGCCUUGUAAAGUCCCCGCAGUGCUCUAAUCCAGGGCUCUGUGUCCAGCCCCAUCACAUAGGGGUUUCUGUUAAGGAACUCGAUUUAUAUUUGGCAUACUUUGUGCAUGCAGCAGAUUCAAGUCAAUCUGAAAGUCCCAGCCAGCCAAGUGACGCUGACAUUAAGGACCAGCCAGAAAAUGGACAUUUGGGCUUCCAGGACAGUUUUGUCACAUCAGGGGUUUUUAGUGUGACUGAGCUAGUAAGAGUGUCACAGACACCAAUAGCUGCAGGAACUGGCCCAAAUUUUUCUCUCUCAGAUUUAGAAAGUUCUUCAUACUACAGCAUGAGUCCGGGAGCCAUGAGGAGGUCUUUACCCAGCACAUCCUCUACCAGCUCCACAAAGCGCCUCAAGUCUGUGGAGGAUGAAAUGGACAGUCCUGGUGAAGAGCCAUUUUACACAGGCCAAGGGCGCUCCCCGGGGAGCGGAAGUCAGUCCAGCGGGUGGCAUGAAGUGGAGCCAGGAAUGCCAUCUCCAACCACACUGAAGAAGUCGGAGAAGUCUGGUUUCAGCAGCCCCUCCCCUUCGCAGACCUCCUCCCUGGGAACGGCAUUCACACAGCAUCACCGACCUGUCAUUACAGGACCCAGAGCAAGUCCACAUGCGACACCAUCAACUCUUCAUUUUCCAACAUCACCCAUCAUCCAGCAGCCUGGGCCUUACUUCUCCCACCCAGCCAUCCGCUAUCACCCUCAGGAGACGCUGAAAGAGUUUGUCCAACUUGUCUGCCCUGAUGCUGGUCAGCAGGCUGGACAGCCCAACGGGAGUAGCCAAGGCAAAGUGCACAACCCAUUCCUCCCCACCCCCAUGUUGCCACCGCCGCCGCCACCACCGAUGGCCAGGCCUGUGCCUCUGCCGGUGCCAGACACAAAGCCUCCGACCACGUCCGCGGAAGGAGGUGCAGCGUCCCCCACCUCACCAACCUACUCGACACCCAGCACCUCCCCCGCAAACCGAUUCGUCAGUGUUGGACCACGGGAUCCAAGCUUUGUAAAUAUCCCUCAACAGACACAGUCCUGGUACCUGGGAUAAAAGUCGCAGCGUCCCACCAUCCACCAGACAGACCACCUGACCCCUUCUCAACUCUGUAACAUGGACGCAUCCUCAACCCAGCGCAGUUACAACUUCACUGUCACUGGAAGGGGAGAAUCAAAUCAACUUGUACAUGGAAACAGCGAGCAUUAUGGUCCAACAGCAAAGGCCAUAACCUUUUGGGAUUUUUUUUUUAAUACUUUAGGGACUGUUGUAAUUUUCUCAUAUGGUGCUGGAAAUGGUUGGGCUUUGUAACAUUUGAAGUGUUUUCCGUGGUAGCGUGAGCAUUAGGCGAUGCGGCUGGAGAAGGUCUACCCUUGCUCACUGACUUCCCAUUGUGACACACUUUCUUUACGGAGCCUGGCUGUUUCACAGUAUUUCAUGAAUUUACCCACACAGGUGUGAGCCUCCUUGAGCAGUCAGGAGACACAUGGAGAACUAAGUCUUUUGUAGUAGCUGAGAUCUGCAAUAUAUAACUUACGGGACAGUCAAAGGGCAAUGUUUUUCUGUAACAUAUUGGAAAAAGAAAACGCAGUUAUGUUCCUUUUUUAUUUUUUCUUUUAGUUCGGUUUGGUUCAGCAGUCAGCAGUUAACAAGAUAACAUGGCCCGGAAGGACAGUGAAUCCACUCACGUUGCAGAAUAAUUCCGAAAAUGGCAAACUACUACUACUACUAUUCAGUUUUUUAAAAGUUUUGAAAUGCUGCACUUACAUUUAAAAAAAAAAAAAAAAAAACAUUUUUUCAACAAUUUCAACAAUGACACACAAAUUCACAUGGAAAUGGGGAAGAUGGUCUGUUUUGACAGAAACUGACAGGAAUCAAUCAAAACAAUCGAAUUUUGAAUUGAGUAAAGUGCAAUUUCAUUGGAUAGCUAAAUAUCUUUGUAAGAUAGAGAUUGUUGAAAAUUCUAUUUUUGUUUUUCAAGUCCUUCCACCCCAGGACUCUAAAUUAUUGGGGUAAAAAACAGCCUUGCAAGGAAAAGGGGAGCUAUUUUUGCUUUUUAUGUUUUUUAUUGUUAAACUUGUAUCCCUUUAAAAACUGAAGGAAAAUUAAAAAAAAAACAAAAAAACAAAUCUAAUGGUGCUUUUACCACAAUAUGUUAACUACAUUAAAUGCUAAUUAAUUAUUUUCUGUUAUCAAAGCACAUAACUAAAAUGAAAUCAUGGUAUCUGUUAAUUUUAUAAGCUAGAAGUCACUAUAAUGGAUUAUGCCAAUUCUGAAAAUUUUUACAUGUAUCAGGCAACAUAGGAUUUAUCAGUUAUCAGACACUUCAUUGUUCCAGAGAUUGUCCAGAAAUUUUAAAGACCUUUGCGCCCCUGAACUGGGCUAUGGGAAAAUAAUAUUAAUAAUAAUAAUGAAACCAAUACUGACACAAAUGCUGGUGCCCAUUCAGAUCAAGGGUACUUGUUAGGGAAAAAAAAAAAAGUUUGCACCCCCAAAUGUCCUGUAUCUUAUGUAAAAAAAAAAAAAACCACAAAAAACGAACAAAAAAAUAACAAAAAAAAGUGCAAGUGAUUUUUCUACCAGACAGCGAAGCACCCCUUUGCUUCCCAUGCAACUUCAAGAAGGUUUCCUAUACUAUACAUAUAUAUACGUUCUGGUUGGCAAGCCCUGCUGAUCAGAGAAAGUCUCUGCAUGUUCUAGUGUUAGUAACUAAUUUUUAUAUAGCUAAUGUAGGAUAAAGUAGAGUGCAUUAAGACACAAUAUUGUAAUCCCUACUCUAGGCACUUGCCUUUAAACUAUGUUUUUCAGCCCUUCAGAAGGGUUCUACUACUGUCCUAUACAAUCAAGUAACUGAAAUUCUUGGGAAGACACUUUGCUCCUCAUCUUUUCCCCCCGAAACAAUGUUGUUUUGUUUUGUUUUUUUUCCUUAAUUUGCACGAAAACAAAAAUUCCAUAUCAAUGUGCCUUGCCCUGGAUAGCGAUUAUUUGUGGAAUUGUUGCACAUGCUCCUCUAUUGAAAGGGGUUUUUCCCUAGUCAAGCGUUUGGAGACACUUUUUGUAAAUGUGACUUUUACGUCAGCCAUUGUCAGUUUCAACAUCUAGAACUAAAUAGAGAGUUAGUUGUUCCGCAGAUAGGAGUAGUCUUUUUUGUCCUCUGUGGUCAGUGGCAGUGCUAUUCUGAGAUCUGUAGAUGCUUAGAAUAUCAGUAUUUUGGAUGUUGCUGCAUUUUACAAUUUAUUUGGAGUCUUCCUUUAUUCCCCUCCCUGCCCCCAGAUCUAUGAAAAUAUGCAAUACCUGCUUAUAUCGUGUAGAAAAGCUUAGCUAUGAUUAAUUUUUCUUUUAUUUUUUUUUAUUUGACCAAAGUCGGUGCUGCACUUGACGCAGUGUGUUUUAGGUGUCUGUCUUUGUACUUUAUUUGUGAUUUUUGAAUGCACGUGCGCAGGAAGGGCUCCUCUUAGAGAAGCAGUCAAACUGUGAAGCACUAAGCUGACCCUGCUUCAAGCAAUUUUGUUUUUACAACUGUUCCUUUCACAAGCAAGCCUUAAAAAAAAAAAGACAACUUCCCUUUUCUUCAGCUCCCACACCCCAUUUUUCUUAGCAGACUGCAGUCAAUCCACAUUCAAUACAAAGUAUAUAAUGCCCAUUUUUAUAUGCACGUUUUUAAACUUCCAAGUUCUGAAAAUUGUUUACUGGUUAUCUCUAUUUAAGGAAAAAAAAAUAAAAUAAAACAUUUUGGAUUUUCAUAUGUGUCUGAUAAGUGGUUGAAUAGUCGUUUGGCGCUGUUGUAUGGUGUGAUUGUCAGUAUAUGGUGUCACUUCCUCUAGCCAGCCAGCAUACUUUGCCUUCCCCUAUAGCACUUAGCUGGGCAUUACUUUAUUAUGACAUAUGUGCACUAAAAAAAGAAAAAAGAAAAAAAAAAGAAAAAAAAAUAGCAGCUUUCAGUGCUUCACAGUGAAGGGAAAAAAGCCUAGACAAACAUUUUGUCAGAACCUUGCGAUAAGCCAAGGUAUUACCAGUAAAUUGGUUGUAUAUACAAUAAAAUUGCACCCUUUUUUUAAAACAAAACAAACUAAGCAAUAGUUUGGGCAGUUUUAGUUGUUUUUAGUGAGCAUGUUGUAGUCAUGACUGCAAAGAGAGAGAUUAACUGCCCACUCAGAAGAUAUGUAAUUUGUAUUGUUGUAUAGUUUUAUUGAUUACACUGAUUUAUUCUACCCUAUUUUAUAAUGCAGGACUUUUGUAAUGUUGUUUAAAUGAGGAAAAAUUUCUGUCAAAUUAGCCUAGUGAAAUUUCUGAUUGUUCAUUAUAAAGGCAGCGUUCAUAGAAUGGCUUUUCUUUCUUUCCUGCCCCCCCUCCCUUUGGGAACUGGAUUUAAGUUUAAAACUUUCCUGUUUCCUUUUUUUUUUUUUGUAAGUAUUUAAAUACAGUUAUUUUUUUUCUCUCUCAAUGGUAUAGCAUAUUCCUAUGCUUGAGAAGUAUAGGUCUACUGAAAAACCAUUGUAAAUGGACGUUACAGGUAUGCUGUAUUUUUGAAGGUAUUUUGUUGUAUUAAGUUUGAUGAAGCUAAAAUUAGGGAACUCUGAACAGAUUUGCAGGAAAAAAAUGUUUUAAAGGCUUUAAAACAUUAGGGAGGCAGUCUAGGGUGAUAACGAACGGGGUUAAGUAUUAAACACACUAAGUUAUAUUUUUGUUCAUGUUUCAUUGUCCAGAAAGCAGCAGGAAACUGUAGUUCAGUUGUGAUCAAGCAGGAAAAAAGAAACACCAACAAUAUGAGUGUUUAACCUUUUUAGACUCAAAGUCAAGCGAAAAUUUUUGAGGAAGACUUUGCUACCUGGGGUGUGUAGACUGACAGACUGAGGGCCAUCCGUGUUUGAAGGCCCAGCCCUUGAUUCUGAGACCCAUUUGAACUUUUUCUCUCCCGUCAAAUGGCAUUAACAAUAUUGGCAAAGAUAAGUCCCUCAAAUAACUCUCCAUUUUCUUCUUUGGGAACUGAAGUCAGAGGCACAAACACUAAAUCAUAUCAUUUUUCUGUAUGCUUUUUUUUUUCUGGCCCGUCCCCUUGCCACUAAAACGCUCCUUGUCUGAUUAUUCAUGGGCAGAGGACCUCUUUCCAAUGCCGCCCUAUCCAUCCCACAGUCUUUUUCUUUCCUUUGAGGUUUGAACUAACUUUUCUGUUUCUUCACACCCUGGCAUGACAGUUAUUGUGUCAGCCCCUCCCUACCCCACAGUCAGGCGUGGGCUACGGGCAAGCCAAGGCACACUUCCCAAAGCUUAUAUUCUUCAUACUCUGACCAGUGAAGUGUAAAGGAACCCAGACUUCCCAGAGUCACAGUAUUCAGGCAGCCCAUCAGAAGAUGCAAAACCCAUCUCAAAAAGUUUGUCUUUCACUUUUCAAACCCUUAUCCUCAUAGGCUUUGAACUCUGUAGUUACAGUGUCAUAAAGUAUUUAUGAAAUCUGGAUUAAGAAAAAUUUUUUUUUCCUUGUGAUUGUUUUUUCUGGGGGGAGGGAGUUUCUAAGAAUGUCAUUUAAUGUACUUGGCAUCAUAUCUGUUUGUCCAUAGUGGUGGUGGUCUCUCUCUCUCUCUCUCAUUCUCUUUCUCUCUUUCUUUCUUUCUUUUUUUCUUUUUUUCCUGGUAGCAGGCCUCCAUAGAACAAAUUUAAAACACAACUGGCAUGGUAAUGUACAGAGAGCUUCAGUGGCACCUCACCACCCACCCUCCGAGAUCUGUCCUAAGACAUGAGACAGUCUCAGAAAGCUGCACUGCCCCCCAGCACAGCUUUCAUUCAAAUCAGCUUCCAAGGCCAAUUUCGUCCUGAAGUCAAUGCAUGUAUUUACUGUUUGACAGUAAACCCGCUCUGCCUUCUCCACGUCCAAGGCUGUGCAUUCGUCUAAUUAGUGUCGUGUAUGUUUUCCUUUUAUUUUUUCCAAUAAAAAAGCAGUGGGAUGAAAAUUGCUUUGAUAUAUAGCAGGUAACAUUGAAGCUAUUCCAUAGCACUUAACUGUAGUGAAUACUGUGUCACCAAUUCUGAAAUCAAUUUAAUGUUUAAUGCAAAUCCAUUACAUGGUGCUAUUACAGGCUGACAAAAUGAUUUACACAAAUGUGACAACUUGGGCUCAAUUCACUCUGCUUUCCAACAGUGUAAAUGCAUAGCAGUGUUUAUCUGCAUGAGAACUAUGCACUAAUCUAUCUGAAGAAAAACUAUAUCAACUUUGGUAUCUACUUUCCGUUUACUUCAAUCCUUGCCUUUUUGGUCAUUGUUAUAAUGCCAGCUUUAGGACAGAAAGAAUUAUAAGAAAACCAGCAUAAUACCUGAUAUAUUAAAAUGUAGUGCCUGUGAAAUCUGUAUUAUAUUGCUCUUCUGAAGUAAGAUUUUUCUACACCGGUAGCCUUCGCUGUCUGUCAGUCAGGACCUUCUGGUAUAGGUGAUGUAAAAUAACCGUACAAUAUUAAUGCAUGCUUUUCCAUAAUGCUUAGUGAACUGUAUGAAUAUUACUCAAAAUUAUGUUAGUCUUUUUUUCUGACUUGGUUCUUGUCAGCUAGGUUUAAAGGUAUUUCACUGAGAAUGCAAAUUCUGUCUUUUCUUGAUUUCGGCUGUUUUCAGUAUUUUGGAGGUAUACAUUUACUUAAUUCAGUAUUACUUGUGUUUUUGUUUUCGUUUUUGUUUUUUGUUUUCUUUUUCCUAGGGGACAAGCAUGGGUGUUUGAUUUCAGAAAUCAGUCCCUGGCAAGACUUUUGUCUCAAAACGACCAUUUGAAUUUCAAGAACUCUGCUCUGAAGACACUGAGGACAUUUCCAAAUGAGGGACAUUUUCCUUCACCCUCGACUGAGGCUUUGCUGAUCCUGAAGCGUUUUCUUAAUGGACAAUGUUCAGCCAGGUACCCAUGCUUGAUCCGUCUUCACACCAGACUUCCUCAUAUUAAAAGAAAAAAAAAAAAAAGAAAAAAAAAAUCUUUAUGAGAUCACGUGGCUAUUUAGUUUCAUGCACAGUUGCAAUAUUUUCUUCAAAAAUAAAACUCUGUACAAACUUUGGGCCCGAUUCAUAAGAAAAAGAAAUUGGCUAUUAACACGGGAUUUUAAAAAUAUAACUAUUUUUUUUUUUUGGUCUAAAUUUGAAAUGACUUGCUUCCCAAAUGAAAUGUUUCAUCUCAUUUUUUUUUUUUCUAAGCCAGCACUGAUCUGCCUUUUAUGCCCCAAAGGGUUACAUAAUCAAAUUAGGCGGCCGGGGAAAUGGGGAGCAGAUACCAGAAAUGCUCAGAAAGAUGAGGAGGACCACCUGCCCUUGAGCAUGGUAACGGGGGAGGCAGCAGCAUGUGGGGGUCAGGACCUUGCCUGUGUGCCAGGCAUCAUGAAUUUCCACUUGUGGACUCCUGACGCUAUUUACUUAAAAAAACACAAUUUCCGAAGUACGUCUGGACCACAAGCAUAUAUGGUGGAAGUGCCACCUCUAAUCCAACCAGAGCACCUUCAGGGUGGAAAAUACUCCCCAGGGUGUGCGAUGUGAACUUGUGUCUCUCCACAGUGGUUUCAAGGACAAAUGGUGUCCAAAGAAUGGGGCUAUUUUUCCUGCUGUUUUUAUGCUCAGCUUCUUAAAAUAACACAAGCUUUCUUCCCUUUUUGAUUCUAUUUGUGUUACUCUUAUUUUGUUAAUUUUUUUUAGUAAUAGUCUAUAAUUUAGCACUUUUUUUUUUUUUCAAA